Bactrocera tryoni is the source of this 746-nucleotide messenger RNA. Its product is annotated as peptidyl-prolyl cis-trans isomerase H. Gene Ontology annotation, biological process: protein folding; protein peptidyl-prolyl isomerization. The transcript is spliced from 3 exons. Gene Ontology annotation, molecular function: peptidyl-prolyl cis-trans isomerase activity. The record is from RefSeq and is a predicted model, not a curated record. Gene Ontology annotation, cellular component: intracellular membrane-bounded organelle. The coding region runs from base 118 to 669 and encodes 183 amino acids. Lineage: Eukaryota; Metazoa; Arthropoda; Insecta; Diptera; Tephritidae.
AACAUUCGUCCUCAUAUGCUUAACCGCUAAUUGUCAUUUAACAAUUUUUUUACUUAUAGUACGUGGACAAUUAUUCUGAAAUUGAGUUGAAUAAAUUAUAUGCAAAUAUAAAGUAUAAUGCCAACAUGGAAUCAAAUUCUAUCACAACUACGCAACCCCAGCAAUCCAGUAGUUUUCUUUGAUAUAUCUGUUGGUACGACGGAAAUUGGUCGUAUGAUUUUUGAAUUGUUUGCGGAUACAGUACCGAAAACGGCAGAAAAUUUCCGUCAACUUUGCACGGGUGAAUACCGGCCGGACGAUGUACCAAUGGGAUACAAAGGCGCUAGUUUCCAUCGUGUUAUUAAAGAUUUUAUGAUUCAAGGAGGUGACUUUGUCCAUGGAGAUGGUACAGGUGUAAUGAGCAUAUAUGGCGGCACAUUCGUUGAUGAGAAUUUUACGCUAAAACAUGAUUCGCCAGGCCUUCUUUCUAUGGCUAACAGUGGUAAAGAUACAAAUGGUUGUCAAUUUUUUAUCACUUGUGCCAAAUGUAACUUCCUUGAUGGAAAGCAUGUUGUUUUUGGACGUGUGCUAGACGGACUCCUUAUAAUGCGAAAAAUUGAAAAUGUGCCUACAGGCCCAAACAAUAAACCUAAACUACCAGUAACAAUAUCACAAUGCGGACAAAUGUAAAAGUUGUACCAUUCUUAUUAUUAAUUCAUGUAUACAUCAUAAUUAGAAUAAAAUUUUAUACAGCUUUGAUUCUAAAA